Molecule: messenger RNA, 1750 nt
Organism: Cryptomeria japonica (Japanese cedar)
Lineage: Eukaryota; Viridiplantae; Streptophyta; Pinopsida; Cupressales; Cupressaceae
Exons: 9
Coding region: 504-1334 (276 amino acids)
Biological process (GO): snRNA transcription by RNA polymerase III; snRNA transcription by RNA polymerase II
Cellular component (GO): snRNA-activating protein complex
Molecular function (GO): sequence-specific DNA binding
Source: RefSeq, a predicted model, not a curated record
AAUGAUGUUAUCUAUCAUGGCAACUUUUGAAAAUCGAAGUGUGCAUAAAUUUUCAUCCUGGUUGGGAACUCGUGCCUUUCAAACAAAUGCAACGGCAAAAAUUGGCAGCAUCUUGGAGGAGGUUUGAAAAAGAUCAGUGAAUUCUCUUUAAAUUCUGCAAACGCGGAAAUGGGAUUUCCACGUUUUCCAGAGGGCAUCUGAAUGAUCUAUUUUAGUAUACAUUUAUGAGGGUUGGCCUAGGAGAACAUGUCUUCUGCAACAUAAUGGAAGAUCCACGAUGGUACUUAUAAAUACCUCCUAUCCACAUACUAGGGAGCACCGAGGAAAUGAAGAUAAACUGGGUGAAGUGAAGAAAAGAAGUUUGCAAAUCACAUUGGACAAGUUCACAAGUGCAGGACAAGUUUUUUGGUCAUGGAUUCAUACUUGACCUCCAGAAUCCUCCCUUCACAAAUUGAACAAGAUAUUCUGAUUCUGAGAUAAGCAGACAACUCAUCACUUUGGCCAUGGAUAUGACUCCUUUUAAGUUGGAUAUUGACGAGCUUGUAGCUGAAUUUACAGAGAUUGAAGCAACAAAUCUUGCACAAAUGAAAAUUAUUUGGCGCAACAGAAAAUUUUCCUUCAUCCAUGAGGCUAGGCCCACUGAUAAGGAUUCAGCAUUCUUCAUGCAGACAUUAUAUGACCGUGCAAUUAGUCAUAUGGUUUCUGGAGGAUCACUUUCAAAGAGACUAGCAGGAUUAUACACCUUAUAUUGUCUCUAUGAAACACAACUGUUUGAACAACCAUUCAAAAUUUAUUUAUCUCUACAGGACCUGGAGAAGCUAAAUGUACUUGUGAUUGAUGCAAAGCAGAAUGGAGUUGGAGUUGCUAUUGCCACAGUAAAGAUGAUGCUGACCAAAAACAUGUUUCUUUUUGGUUUUGUUGAAGUUGAUGAGGAAUUUGUUUUUAAAACAGUUAAUGCUAUGGCAAAACAGCAACACGCACAUCUCCAAGUUGCCUCCAAGAAGCUGUUAUCAAAUCUUCCAAUACAAAAUCAUGUUCACAUGAAUCUUGGGAUGGAUCUAAGACUUGAUGAACUUAAGAAACUUGCUUCCGAGUACUCACAGGCGAAAGAAUCAGUUAUUCAAGAGACUAGUGCCAUGCAAGGUGUAGAUGAACUAUUAGAUGUUGCAAAAGAAAAUGGAGCAAAAGUUGGGGACGAUCUAGAGAGGAUUGCUGAAAUUUGGAAUCAACAACGACAGUCAUUUUAUGUAGAAAAUAGGCUAGAUGAAACACAUACGAACAAAGGUGCUGAUGAUUUUGUUCAAGAAUUAGAUGAGCUCUUGUCGGAAGAUUAAGUGGGUCAUAUUUUGGUGAUUUCAUUAUAUGCAAUGAAUCUCAUCUUACCUUCCAAAAUAAAGAAAAUUGGAGCAAAAGGAUAAAUGCAAGAGUUAAAUGUACUUUGCUGAAGAAAUUUAAAGGGCAAUCAUGUGCAAUAUGAUUGUGUGGACAUUACAUUAAGAGGUUGGACUAAACGAGAUCAAUGAUUGUUUAAAGUCAGUGUUCCCCCAUUUUUCUUGUGCAUGUUCAUAUAUUAUUAUUUGAUAUCCAUUUUCGUACGAUCAAUUAUAAGGCCAAUAUGUUGUCAGAGUUAGUUUUGGAAAAUUUGAAAUUGAGCCCUGCCUCCUCAAGAUUUGAGUCCUUGGACAAGGUAGUAUAUCCUUGAACUGUUUAAAGAAGGUGAGAUAAUUUGAGAAAAAUGUUGCUGCUGUCA